Molecule: messenger RNA, 1615 nt
Organism: Phycodurus eques (leafy seadragon)
Lineage: Eukaryota; Metazoa; Chordata; Actinopteri; Syngnathiformes; Syngnathidae
Gene: atad1b
Product: ATPase family AAA domain containing 1b
Exons: 10
Coding region: 27-1271 (414 amino acids)
Cellular component (GO): mitochondrial outer membrane
Molecular function (GO): ATP binding; ATP hydrolysis activity
Source: RefSeq, a predicted model, not a curated record
GAUCGGCUUGGCCUGUAGAUGGCGACAUGAGAUCACGCGGUCUUACUACUGCUGAAUUGGAACGUAAACGAAGAAGAAGCACUCGCCAGCUUUCUCCUCCGAACCGCAGCCAAGAUUAUCAGCAAGUUGGCGACGUGAGCGACGUCUUGAGGUGCGGCGGGCUCACGUCGAUCGUCAUGGUGCUGAGGGAGCUUCCGGUGGAGCAGGUGGCACGGCCCCUGGGCAGGAACGAGGUGCUGGGGCUCCUGUUCCGCCUCACCGUCUUCGGUGCCGUCACCUACUUCACCAUCAAGUGGAUGGUGGACGCCAUCGACCCCACGCGCAAGCAGAAGGUGGAGGCGCAGAAACAAGCGGAGAAGUUGAUGCGGCAGAUCGGCGUCAAAGAUGUCAAGCUAUCCGAGUACGAGAUGAGCAUCGCCGCACACCUGGUGGACCCGCUUAGCAUGCAGAUGUCGUGGCGCGACAUUGGCGGUCUCGACGAGGUCAUCACGGAGCUCCAGGAGACCGUCAUCAUGCCCGUCCAAAAACGACAUCUCUUCCAAACAUCCAGACUGCUGCAGCCCCCCAAAGGGGUCCUGCUCUACGGGCCGCCCGGUUGCGGCAAGACGCUGAUUGCCAAGGCGACGGCCAAGGAGGCGGGCUUCCGCUUCAUCAACCUGCAGCCCAGCACGUUGACGGACAAGUGGUACGGCGAAUCGCAGAAGCUCGCCGCCGCCGUCUUCUCCUUGGCCGUCAAACUGCAGCCUGCCGUCAUCUUCGUCGACGAAAUAGAUUCAUUCCUGAGGAAUCGCUCGAGCUCGGACCACGAGGCGACGGCCAUGAUGAAGGCGCAGUUCAUGAGUCUGUGGGAUGGCCUAGACACGGACCACCGGUGUCAGGUGAUCGUCAUGGGCGCCACCAACCGACCGCAAGAUCUGGACUCUGCCAUCUUGAGGAGGAUGCCCACCAGGUUCCACAUCAACCAGCCGAGUUUGCGUCAGCGGGAGCAGAUCCUCAAACUUAUCCUGGAAAACGAGAGCGUGGACGAGUCAGUGGAGCUUCCCGAGAUCGCCAAGGAAACGGAAGGAUUCUCCGGAAGUGACCUUCGGGAGAUGUGCCGCGACGGUGCCCUGCUGUGCGUUCGAGACUUUGUGCACACUCGCAGCGACGGCCCGUCGGAGGAUUUCAUACGUCCCAUUCACGCGUCCGACCUUCAGAGAGCCAUUGCCAAGAUGAAGAAAUCGAAGAUGGCAGGGGGGCACGGCGCCCUGCUGCACGCCGCUCUGGACUGAACCCCCACAUAGCCCCCGCCCAACACUCACACACAGCCCACGGCGGCGCUGGUUGGAUUUCCGCCCGAUCGGCAAGUUAAAUGUCACGUGCCAACUUGUAUUUUUCCUCCAACUUGUUCAUGAUCAAUAUUGAGGCUCAAUCCACCAAAUGACGUCCAACUCCACGCUAGGCCCAUUUUUUUUCUUAGUGAAGCUUUUAUUUUGAAAAGUCCUUUCUGAAAAAUUCGUGAAAAAAAUGUAAUUGUCGUUUCACAUUUAUGGCGUUAUGAUUUGUGUCCUUCCUGAUGGAAAGUUUGUAAAAUUAUUGUAGAUAAUCAUGUUAUUAAACUCUUAAGCUGAAAGAA